Molecule: messenger RNA, 5702 nt
Organism: Sceloporus undulatus (fence lizard)
Lineage: Eukaryota; Metazoa; Chordata; Lepidosauria; Squamata; Phrynosomatidae
Gene: BRIP1
Product: BRCA1 interacting helicase 1
Exons: 23
Coding region: 221-4057 (1278 amino acids)
Biological process (GO): double-strand break repair involved in meiotic recombination; nucleotide-excision repair
Cellular component (GO): nucleus
Molecular function (GO): ATP binding; hydrolase activity, acting on acid anhydrides, in phosphorus-containing anhydrides; DNA binding
Source: RefSeq, a predicted model, not a curated record
CCCUACAAGUUUAAUCCCAUGCCGCCUUCAUUCCCGAGAAAGAAGUACUUGCUUGUACUGGUGAUUUUUAAAGCUCUUUAUAGCUGCCAUUUGAAUUCUACAGUCAAGCGAAGUUGAACCUGGCGCUAUUCUUUAAAAGCUUCAUUUCUCUUCUGAUGGUUCAAAUAUCCUGCUUCGGUCUAAUGAUGUAAGCUCCGAAUUUGGAAACGUAAGCGUCAUCAUGGCUUCGUCCGCUUCAGAAUACACCAUUGGCGGCGUGAAGAUCCUCUUCCCUUGCAAGGCAUAUCCUUCGCAGUUGGCAAUGAUGAACGCCAUCGUGAAAGGGCUAAACUCCAAGCAACACUGCCUCUUGGAGAGUCCAACCGGAAGUGGGAAAAGCUUGGCAUUGCUCUGUUCCGCUUUGUCGUGGCAGCAGGCACAGUAUGAAAAGCCCAAUGACGACUUGACGGGCUCAAAGGGAUGCAAGAAGCCGGAUCUCUUGAUGUCGUGCCGUUGCGGUUGCCAUGCUAGCCACGCAACGCAGAGCCAGGAUGGUGCAAAGCAGAGCCAAGGCACGUCUUACGCCUUCACCAACAGUGGACCAGUCACACCCACCAACAGUGGAGGAAAGCCAAAAGACAAAGACUCCAAUUUAUAUCCUGCCGUUGGAAAGGACGCGUCAAAAACCACACUUGCUUCCAAACUGUCUGCAAAGAAGCAGGCGUCUUUGCAGGAAGGUGGUGAAGAUGAUGAUUUUAGAGUGGAUAGGAAACGGAAUCGUUCUCUAGAAACCGAAGAGCAGGCUAGGAAACGACACCGGCUGGCCAAAGGAGUCCAGUUUGUUGGCGCUUUGGAAAUGUAUCAGCAGCAGAAAAACGGGAAGUUGAUAGAGGCCUCGGGAAAAGCUGCGCCUUCCGCUCUCAAAACUCCUUCUAGCCCUUGCGGUCGGUGUUCCUGCUCUUCUGUGGAGGGAAAAGCCCGAGACGCUGCCGACGCCAAGAAGAAAGAAAAUGGAGAGCGACCCUCCAUCCCCAAAAUAUACUUUGGAACCCGAACCCACAAACAGAUAGCUCAGAUUACGCGGGAGAUGCGGAGGACGGCGUAUUCAGGUGUCCAGAUGACAAUCCUUUCGAGCCGGGACCACACUUGUGUCCAUCCGACGGUAUCGACAUGCAGCAACAAGAACGAAAAAUGCGUAGAGCUGCUGGAAGCCAAAGAUGGUACAUCUUGUUCUUACUACCAUGGAGUCCAUAAGUUGAGCGAAUACCACCUCUGCCAGUUUGCCCAAAAGAAAUACCAGGCGUGGGACAUAGAAGACCUGGUACGCCUGGGAAAGAAGUUACGAGCCUGUGCUUAUUUCGGUGCUCGGGAGCUUAUGGGGCCAGCGGACAUUGUCUUUUGUCCUUACAAUUACCUUUUAGACCCACAGAUAAGAGAGAGUAUGGAAAUCGAUUUGAAGAACCAGGUGGUCAUCUUAGAUGAAGCUCAUAACAUCGAGGACUGUGCCCGGGAAUCGGCCAGCUACAGUGUGACAGAAGCUCAGCUGCAGUUGGCUAGAGAAGAGCUGGACACAAUGGUCAACAACAACAUCAGAAAGCAAGACCAUGAGCCCUUGCGCGCCGUAUGCUGCAGCUUGACAAACUGGUUAAAGGAAACUUGUGGUCAGCUGGUAGAGAGAGAUUAUGAGGCCUCUAGUAAAGUCUGGAGUGGAAGGCAAAUGGUGACAUUCCUCCAUGAGAUGGGAAUAACCAACGCUUCGUUUCCCUUCUUGCAGCGACAUUUAAGUGCUGUGCUUGAAAAAGAAGAAAAAGUUCCACUUUUCCAUGGCGGAGAAACAUCAGUUACCAUUCCAGUCAUAAGCCCUCCAACUCAGAUUGUCCUAAAAGGCCUGUUCAUGGUGCUGCAGUAUCUUUUCAGAGAGAACCACAGGUUUGCUGAUGAUUACAGAGUUGCCUUGCAGCAAAUCUACACGUGGACAAAUGUGAAUCCAGCAGACGCUCCGGACGAGAACGGUUUUUUUGCACGACCAAAGAGAAGAUCACGACACAAAGUGGCAGUGCAUACGCUCAACUUCUGGUGCUUGAACCCAGCUGUGGCGUUCUCUGACUUGAGCAGCAAUGUCAGAUCCAUCGUCUUAACCUCUGGGACCCUUUCUCCAAUGGACUCCUUUUCUUCUGAGCUUGGUGUGAAGUUUUCCAUUCAGCUUGAAGCAAGCCAUGUUAUUCAAAACUCACAGGUGUGGGUCGGUACUAUCGGAGCUGGUCCCAAAGGCAAGUCCUUAUGCGCCACUUUCCAGCACACCGAAACCUUUGACUUCCAGGAUGAAGUGGGGGCGCUUUUGCUUUCGGUUUGCCGGACCAUCAGCCAAGGAGUUUUAUGCUUUUUGCCGUCAUAUAAGAUGUUGGAUAAACUGAAAGAUCGCUGGAUGCACACUGGGUUAUGGGAAAAGCUUGAACUGAUAAAGACUGUGAUUGUGGAGCCCAAAGGAGGAGACAAGGCAGACUUCGACGAUCUGCUCCAAACCUACUAUGAUGCCAUCAAAUGUAAAGAAGGGAAAGAUGGCGCACUCCUUAUCGCUGUCUGCAGAGGCAAAGUCAGUGAAGGCUUGGACUUCUCGGAUGACAACGCCCGCGCGGUUAUAACCAUAGGAAUCCCAUUCCCAAACGUGAAGGAUCUUCAGGUUGAGCUGAAGAGGAAAUACAAUGACCAGCACUCAAAAGCAAGAGGACUUUUGCCAGGGAGCCAGUGGUACGAAAUCCAGGCUUACAGGGCUCUCAACCAAGCCCUGGGCAGGUGCAUUCGCCAUCGGAGUGACUGGGGAGCUCUCAUUUUAGUUGAUGACCGCUUCGGAAGGAACCCAAAUAAAUAUAUAGCUGGUUUAUCGAAAUGGAUUCGCCAGCAAAUCCAGCACCACGAAAACUUUGAUCAUGCCCUCGGUUCUUUGGAUACAUUUGCCAAAACAAACCAGAAGAACGCGGAUUCUUCUCCCGAGGGCAACAAGAGUUAUUCGCUCAUGCCUCCCAGUCCAAAGGAUCUGUCAGCAACGUCUUUUCUGGAGGCAACUCUUCAUCUCUCGCCAGGUGUUACUGUUGAAAGAAGAAGGCACAAUAAGAGCCCGGAAACGCUUUCCGCAACUGACAUCGUCGCAAUUAAUCCAACAACAUCUAGUCCAUCAUGUGAUGCACCUCUCAAGAAAAAACGUCCUCACUCAUCUCACCAGACAGCAAAGCAAGAAAAUCUUACAGACACCAAACCCAAAAAUCCCACCAGUGAAAACAAGAGGGAAAAAGCAAAUAGUCGGCUCGCCUCUGUCGGUCUAAAACGGUAUUUCAGCGUAUCAUCGACAUCCACGCCUCUACCUGCACUGAAUACGAAUUGCACACCCAAAACAAAAUGGCAGCCAAAGAGGCUGAUGGGUGAAACGAACCUGCCUGUGGCAAAUGGUCCUCAGCAAGAUGUAGUAUUGGUUGAGGAGGACAGGCCAACUGGAUUGAAGCCACAUAAGGAAACCAUUAGCUAUCUUUCUGGGAAAGCCAUCAGCUCUGUCAUUCGGGAAUGUCCUACCAAAGAGCAGCUUCGCACUCCUGAAGACAAGGCGAAUGUGGCCAUUUCUCCAGUGAAAGGAAAUGUGGAACUUUCAACAUCGGACGGAGCUACAGAAACAGAUGCUGGCGAUGACAGUAUCUAUUUCACACCCGAACUUUACGACAACGUUAAACCAGCGGAAGGGGAAAACGAACGGCUAACUAACACUUGUGGCGACGCUGGGACCGUCUUUGAGACUGCAAUCUCGAUUGUGGCUGAAGAAGUUUGUGAAACUAGUGCACUAAACCCAGUAGACGCAGCGCCCAGCAUUAAAAUGGGUGCAGAGUGGCAAAGAGCCGUGUUAAGUAGUGAGAGUAACGAAGAUGCCGUCAGACCGUCUGGACAGAGUCCUAGGAUAGGUGAAGUUGAGCGGGAAGGAAAGAAAAGGAAAAACAGACUUUCCCGAUCUCAGAACAAAGUCAUAGGUUUGGCUCCCCCAGUCGAUUUCUGUACAUCUGUCAAGUACCGAACGUUGAACGUUUGCUGGAAUUGAACGGCGUCUCAAAGAAUUUCUUGGACCGAUGUCUCACUUUCCUUCUUUCCUGGAAUUCCAGGGCCAAAGAGGAGAGGUGAGCCUGCAAUCCAACCCAGGCCCCUGGCUCCUGCUCCUCUGUUUCCGCCGCCGAAGCCUUGAUCCCACCCUUGAGAUUGAUGGAGGGGGACGAUGGGACACAGAAGCCCCUUCUUCUCUCCACGGAUAAGACUUUGGCACCAUUAGGGGAGAAGGCUACAGCUAUGGCCCAAGAGAGGAGAGAUGAGCCUGCCAUCCGAUCCAGGCCCUUGGCUCCUGCUCCUCCGCUUCCAUCUUGCUUCCUUGAGAUUGAUGGAGAGCAGCCCUAGACUUAGUUUCUCCACGGAUAAGACUUGGGCACCAUUAGGGUAAGAUCGGGGCUUUAAAGCCCUUUCCCCAUCCAAGCGCAUAGAACUCUACCCACAGUAGCCAGCUGCAUCAUAGACCACUUAAAUGUAGUUUUUAUGGAUGACAUUCUCCAGAACAGCCUCCUUCCCGAAGGAGGAGAAACCGUGGCCUUUUAUCAGCCUCGCAUGGCAUUCGGCUUUAACUGUUUGGCUGCUGUUCAGAGAAAGAAAGCUACGUUAUGAAGGCAGGUAUGAAAACCUCUUUUGGAAAUACCUCCCCGAGCGACACAGAUGUUUGCGGGGUUUGCUGUUUUAAAAAAUUAAGCCUUGUGCUAGUUAUGAGUCUGUUUGGACAGAUGGACUUAAGUUACCCCAAACUGCAUUUCUCAAGACUUGGGCGAGAAGGACAUCCACAACAUGAAACCAACACAACAUUUGGGAGCAGAUGUCCAAAACACCUGGAGGAUCAACGUUUGGAAAACACUUGUGUUACACUAUGUUUUCCCCCAAGCACUAGUUCUUUCUUUGGACCGACUCUGCUCCUGUUUUUAUUAUCUUAUCUGUUUGCAUACUUCCUAAUUUUAACUCGAAUUUGUAUUUAUGGUAUUGCGGAACAAAUGACACACUGUACCUUUUUGUUGCUGUUGGGAAGUAUUUAGCUCUUUCAAAUCAAUCUGUUCAUUAAAUAACUGCACUGGGUUUACAAGAAGUCAGUAGGAUAUACUGUAUGUGUUCUUGGAUCUGGCCAAAACACUAACCUAGGCCAGCAAUCUGCUCUUCUUUUUGCUCCGCAAAGUAAGUACUUGGAGAUAAGACUGCCAUGAAAACAGAGAUCUGUUGAUGAAUAAGGAUGGUCUUAACUUUCACUGAUGAAUAAGAAUGGAAACAGACCUCUAUUUUCAUGGUCAGUCGACCUCUUAAGUACUAACCGAAAGGUCCUUCUAGUUUAGUAUCUUAUUUUUGGUGGUGGUCAGCCAAUGUCAGGAGUAUCAUAGACAACUUGCCUGCCAUAAAGGGCUGGAGAUCAGGUGUGAUGAUGGAUGGAUGGAUGGAUGGAUAGAUAGAUAGGAUAGGAUAGGAUAGGAUAGGAUAGGAUAGAGUAGAAGUGGUAUGGUUAAGUCUUGGUGAAGUGUUGAGAUGAGGUUGGGAGGGAGGCAAGCAUGAGCAAGAAUUAACCUAGACUUUGUGUAAUGUGUAACUGGGCAAAUGUAAUCUUGGCCGGUCAGUUCUGACAACAAACGUCACUGGAGUAACCCUAUAGUUUCUUAAAUAAAGUUAUU